Schistosoma turkestanicum is the source of this 1101-nucleotide messenger RNA. The record is from the annotation of a GenBank genome assembly. NCBI's taxonomy places the organism in Eukaryota, Metazoa, Platyhelminthes, Trematoda, Strigeidida, Schistosomatidae.
AUGGAAGAAAUUCACAAUACUCAUUACCAACAGAAGUUAAGACUAAGUCAACAAUCUUAUUUAGAAUCGAUCAUAGAGAAGUAUUUCUUUACUACAAAUGAUUCUGGUGAGGAAGAUAACAUUAGUCUAACUACUACUUUACCAUUAUCACUAUCAAAUGUCAAUCCUAAUUACUAUUCAAUGAUACAACAACAUUGUGUACCUCUUAUACAAAAUGAUUACUCAAACUUAGAUUCAUCAUCUAUUCAAUCAAAUAAUUACAGUUUUAUGAAUGAAGUAAAUCAUUCGGUACACCAUCAUUCCAAUGCAAAUGAUAUAUAUACUACUACUACUAAUAUUAAUAAUAACAUAACAUCUACUAACAUCGUUACUGAUACUACAACUAUUGCCACUAAUAGUCAUCAUAAUAAUAACGAUAAUCAUCAAAAUUAUCAUGCAAGUACAAGUACUCCACGUUUUAUUCAUGACUCUAAAUGGGAUGAUAGAAAUAAUCGAUACACAAUAGAUAAUUCAUCUUUUUACACUGAAACAUCAUCACCAUUAUUAUUAUCGGCAUUAACAUCGUCAUCAUCAUCAUCUAUGAUAUCACCAUGUUCAAUGAUUCGAACAACUAAUGAAAAUCAAAUUGAUCAAAUACAUACAUCAUAUUUACCUAAAAAAUUAAUCAAGUCAUUUAAUAAAAAUUUAUCACAACAAAUCAAUACAGUAAUUGAUUUAACACAGAACUAUAUUGAAGAUUCACCUAUUGUUCAAAAUAAUCCUAAUAAUAACAAUUCAAAAUAUCGUCGUAAUCCCAUCAAACGUAAACAACAUCAACGUGAACAAGAUAAAAAUCGUACAAAAACAUUGAACACUGCAUUCUGUCGUCUUCGUUCAUGUUUACCAGAAAUACCGAAAGAUACCAAAUUAACAAAGAUUAGAACUCUGCGUUAUGCAAUAACCUAUAUUCGUCAAUUGAUAGAUUUGAUUAAUCAAACUGAUCCAGUCAAUUCACAUGCUAUAAUGUUUGAUACUGGUUCGAAUUCAUUAAAAAUGGAGUCUGAACUUGAGCAGUCGUCAUUAAUGAAGGAUAGUGGAUAUCUAAGUUUCAUGGAUAGAUAA